AUGUACCAGCAUACUGUUGUGUCUGCCGCACCUGCCUGUGGUGUCCAUGUUCCGAUCAGAAGUCAUAUACAAGCUCUGGGGCGACUUUUGUAUUUUUCGCGCCGUUCGACCGAAGCUACAGCACUCCCAGUAUUUUCCUUCACUUUUUCGGUGACAUAAAACAGUGUUUACACGUAUAUUGUAUUUAAUGGAGAGCAUGCGCGUGGCUUUGCAUGACAUUGCUUCUACAGCAGCGCUCCGUCUGACGCGCGGGCCGAGGUGCCGGCGGUGUCAGUGUCAUUCCGGCAGCGGACCAGCGGCAUUAGGGGCUGAACAACAGAUUACACCCAGUAAAUAAGCCCACGCCACUCCCUCGAACCAUUUUCUUUGUCCCUUCCACUCUCAUCGAGUCUUCGUGACACUCAAGGGGAAACCCUCGGCACCAUGGCACCAUGCACUGGUGCCAAGGUCGCGAGAUCGGAGCGCCACCGCAACCUCGCCAAGUCUUGACCGCGAGGGUAGCGCCCUACAGGGGCCCUAUAGGGCAGUGUAGGGAGGUGUAGGGCGCCCCGUGUACUGGGCGCUCCGCUGCGCUGCUCGAGCCUCCUCUUCAUCCCGCUCCGAUCAACAGAGUCAGCCCCCCCCCCCGGCGCGUUAUGACAACAACCCAACCGACCUUGGUAUUACGACACAUAUACGAGCCCGCCGUGCAGCUGUGCAGAACGGACAGCGUGGUCAGCGACUCAGCGCGAUGGCCGACCCGAGGCUGAACGCGACUGUUUCCUGA
Messenger RNA from Microbotryum saponariae, 766 nucleotides. NCBI's taxonomy places the organism in Eukaryota, Fungi, Basidiomycota, Microbotryomycetes, Microbotryales, Microbotryaceae. The record is from the annotation of a GenBank genome assembly.